Molecule: messenger RNA, 1856 nt
Organism: Pomacea canaliculata
Lineage: Eukaryota; Metazoa; Mollusca; Gastropoda; Architaenioglossa; Ampullariidae
Product: lanC-like protein 1
Exons: 9
Coding region: 87-1493 (468 amino acids)
Biological process (GO): carbohydrate metabolic process; peptide modification
Cellular component (GO): plasma membrane
Source: RefSeq, a predicted model, not a curated record
CAUAGUCAUAGUGUUUUCGUCUUGUUUGCAAAUAGUUACCAACAAAAUUUGAAAAGCAGCUUGUGUCAUCGUGUUAAAGUCGACUCAUGGCUAUAGCUGAAUUGAUUCUUGUACGUGGUCGGAUCCACUCCUGGUCACGGAUAAACGGACUAACGCGCGGAGUGACCGCGUACUGCUGGCGAUUUCCCGAACGACGCCGUGCAACAGUUAAAGGGAAGCUACUUGUCGAAAGGGAAACAAUCGGCAUAGAACAUGAAAGUCGUUGUUUUGCUGGUGAAACGAUGAGCAACCGACGCGAAUUUUCUAACCCAUAUCCAGAUUAUCAUGGCGAAAAAUUGCUGGACGAUGCUGGCAAGAUGGAUGAAGCCUUUGCGGAGAAAGUGCGUUGUAGCAUCCAGGAUCUGAUGACUAGACUACAAGGGGGCAUUCGGCAAACAAUUAAGAAAGAUGAUUACUCAAUAUAUACUGGCCAGACUGGGUUUGCAUUGUUGUUCCUACAACUUUAUGAAAAGUUUGGCCAUGCAGAGGAACGUCAGCACUUUCUUGAAACAGCAGCUGUAUAUUUGAAACCAGCUUUGAAGCAUUUGAAAUCUGGUGUACAUUCCUUCUUGUGUGGAGAUGCUGGUGUGCUGGCUGUGGCAGCUGUAGUUCAUGCAAAGCUUGGUGAUUCCAAAACAAGCAAAGAAUGUGUAGAGAGACUGGAGUCAUUGCAGGAACAUGUCUGCAAGGAUCGAAAAAUGCCUAAUGAACACUUGUAUGGGCGAGCUGGCUACCUUGCAGCUGUAAUGUUUGUGCAGAAACAUCUUGGUGCUGACAGUAUCAAGAAAGAAGUCAUCGUCAGUGUGACGAAAGCAAUACUCUAUUCUGGCAAGACAUUGUCACAAAAGGAGAAAUGGCAGCAUCCACUGAUGUACUCAUGGUAUGACCAGUACUAUUUGGGAGCAGCACAUGGCUUGGCUGGCAUUUUCUACACACUGCUUUUGGUUAAAGAACCAGAAGUUCGGCCGCACAUUGAAUCACUGGUGCAGCCAUGCAUAGACUUCAUGCUUUCUCUUCGAUUCCCGUCAGGCAACUAUCCAGCUGUUGUAGGUGACAGCGAUGAUCGCCUGGUGCACUGGUGCCAUGGGGCGCCAGGCUGGGUAGCCAUGUUUGCUCUAGCCUACCAGACUUACAAGAAAAAGGAGUACCUAGAUGCAGCAGAGGAAUGUGGUAAUGUAGUAUGGAAACGUGGUUUGCUGAAGAAAGGUUAUGGCCUUUGUCAUGGAGCAGCAGGCAAUGCCUAUGCCUUCCUUACACUGUUCCAUCUCACACAUGACAAGAAAUACUUGUAUAGGGCCUGCAAGUUUGCAGAGUGGUGUUUUGAUUAUGGAAAACAUGGCUGUAGAAUACCAGAUACUCCCUUCUCAAUGUUUGAAGGCAUGGCUGGGACAAUUUACUUCUUGGUAGAUCUGCUAGACCCAAUGAGUGCCCGGUUCCCUUGUUUUGAGUACUGAAACAAAGGGCUGAAUUUUUGUUUUAUUUUGACUGUCUCGUAAAAUUUACGGUUACUCUUACACUGUGAGAGAGAGAGUAAUGUGUCCGUGUCAAUGUUUCUCUGUUUUGUGUAAGUAAUAAUUGAAUUUAUAUGUAAAGGGCAUUAUCCCAUAUGGAUAAAAGUACAAAAGACUACAAACAGACAGCUAACAAUAUAAGAAUUAUAAGCAUAUUUUGUGUAUGGGUCAUGGAGAUGCUGGAUGAGUAUUGCCAUCAGAAUAACUUGGUUGCACUUAAUGUUUGCACAUCCCUAGAUGCAUUCAUUUGCCAUCGCGAUGUUUUUAAUUAUAACAUGAAUUACAAAUAAAAGUUUUAGAGAUGAA